Molecule: messenger RNA, 1734 nt
Organism: Pseudozyma flocculosa PF-1
Lineage: Eukaryota; Fungi; Basidiomycota; Ustilaginomycetes; Ustilaginales; Ustilaginaceae
Exons: 5
Coding region: 1-1734 (577 amino acids)
Biological process (GO): protein deubiquitination; proteasome-mediated ubiquitin-dependent protein catabolic process; regulation of proteasomal protein catabolic process
Molecular function (GO): proteasome binding; cysteine-type deubiquitinase activity; protein binding
Source: RefSeq, a predicted model, not a curated record
AUGACCUCCAUUCCCGUCAAAGUCAAGCACAAUGGCAAGGUGCACGACAUCUCCUUGGAGCCGUCGCAGCCCGCCACCGCCUUCAAGCAGGCCAUCUACGAAAAGACGGGCGUGCCCCCAGAGAGGCAAAAGGUCAUGAUCAAGGGCGGCAUGCUCAAGGACGACUCGGACCUCUCAAAGAUCGGCGCAAGGGCCGGCCAGACCUUCAUGGUCAUCGGCACCGCAGGAGAGCUGCCCAAGGCGCCCACCGGCCCAAUCACCUUCCUCGAGGACAUGACCGACUCGCAGCUCGCCGAGGCCACGCGCACAAAGGCCGGCCUCACGAAUCUGGGCAACACCUGUUACCUCAACUCGACCCUCCAGGUCCUCCGCGCCAUCCCGGAGCUGCAGGUGGCCCUCAACCGCUUCGGCGGCACCCUCGGCGGCGCCGAUGGCGAGUCGAACCUCACCGCCGCCCUGCGCGACCUCUACAAGAACCUCGGCCAAACCACCGAGGCCUUCCCGCCCAUUGCCUUUCUCAGCAUCCUCCGCCAGGUGGCGCCCCAGUUUGCCGAAAUGUCGAGGGAGGGCGGGGGCUACGCCCAGCAGGACGCCGAAGAGGUCUGGGUCAGGAUCAUCCAGGCGCUCCAGAACAGCCUCAAGGGCCUGCCCGCCAACGCCGACAGCGCCGCUGGCGGCUCGCACGACGUUGCGCAGAAGUUUGUGCAGCAGUACAUGACGGGCCACAUGGUCAUCAAGCGGUCGUCGCCCGAGGCGCCCGACGAGGAGCCGACGUUUUCAAAGGACCCGUUCAGCAUGGUGCAGUGCAACAUCUCGAGCACCACCAACGAGAUGACGUCGGGCAUCCUCGACUCGCUCAACCAGCAGAUUGAGAAGCAGUCGAGCUCCCUCGGCCGCUCGGCCGUCUACAACGAGACGAGCCGCAUCGACCGGCUGCCGGCCUACCUGGCCACCCACUUUGUCCGCUUCUACUGGCGGCGCGACAUCAACAAGAAGACCAAGAUCAUGCGCAAGGUCAAGUUCCCCUUUGAGCUCGACGCCACGCCCUUCCUCACCGACGAGCUCAAGGAAAAGGUCAAGUCGACGACGCUCGCCAUCAAGAAGUUCGAAAAGGACCGCGACGAGCGCGCAAAGAUCCGGCGGAGGGCCAAGGCCAAGAAGGAGGCCGAGACAAAGACGGACGCCGCGGCCGCCGCCGACCCGAGCUCCCUCAGCGGGACGGCGACGGCGUCGGCCGAUGCGCCUCGGCCUACCGAUCCCAUGGCCGUCGACGGUGCCGAGGAGGCGCUGACCUCAGCUACCACCGGCGGCGGCGGCGACUCGAAGCUGGGCCAUGCGCUGACGGACGAGGAGGAGAUUGAGCUGCGAAGCAAGGAGCGCGCCGAGGUCGACGCCUCGAUCCACGCCGACCUGCGGGCCGACAUUGGCGCCAACCCGUCGGCCCUCUACGAGCUGGUGGGCAUCGUCACGCACAAGGGCGCCGCCGCCGAUGCGGGCCACUACAUUUCUUGGGUGCGAAAGGACGACGACGAUUCCGACUCGGCGGGCGCCGCCGCCUCGGUCAAGCGCGGCGCGACGAGCAAGUUUGACCGCACCGAAAAGGACGAGGAGUGGUACAAGUUUGACGACGACAGGGUGUCGGUCGUGCCGCGCGAAAAGAUCAUGACGCUCGAUGGAGGCGGAGAGGAUUCGGUCGCCUACAUCCUCCUCUACCGCGCCAAGAAACUCGACUAG